AGUCUUGCUCAGAGUAGGACGCACUAAAGAUCGUUAAUCGAACAUAUAAAAAGUUUUAUCAGCCUUUUUCAAAGAAAAAACAACAACAUUGGUUGAUUUGUCAACCUUUUUCUAAAACCGGACAAAAAUAUCAAGCAAAUAAUUUCUCAACAGACACCAUGAAGAUGGUCCAGUGCGCUGGGUGCGAUCGCCCUAUCUUGGACCGGUUCUUACUGAACGUCCUAGACCGUUCCUGGCACGCUAACUGCGUCCAGUGCUGUGAGUGUAAAUGUAACCUGACAGAGAAGUGUUUCUCUCGAGACGGAAAACUCUACUGUCGAAACGACUUCUUCAAACGAUUUGGAACCAAGUGUGCUGGCUGCAGUCAGGGGAUAUCCCCCACAGAUCUAGUUCGAAGAGCUCGCAACAAGGUCUUUCAUUUAAAAUGCUUCACCUGCAUGGUUUGUAGGAAACAGCUGUCAACGGGAGAAGAGUUGUAUGUUCUGGACGAGAAGUGUUUCAUUUGUAAGGAGGACUAUCUGAAUAGUCGACAUAAUCAAGUUUUGACUGCUGGAUCGCCACCAAGCCAGACGGAGCUCGGUGAAACAAAUGACAGUCAUACUGACCCUGAUCAUAUCGUCAAUCACGAGAUCGAACGAGAUUCCAGUUUGGAGCGGAAGACGAAUGGACUGUUUAAUGUAAAUUCUCUUUCCCAUGGCACAGGAACACUACUCAAUAACACUUCGGCCAAUGAAUUUUCUGGGUCACUGGGGAGUAACAACAGUUCCAUCUCCGACUGUCUUAGCAAAUCAAAGACAUGUGUCAAUAAUAAUAAUAACCACAAUGACAAUAAAACCACAAGUGGAAGUGAGAGCAGCCCAAAUAGCAAUACUAACUCCACUUUACAAAAUAACGGAUCGCAGCAGAAUGAUGAAAACACACCAGGAAGCAAACGACGUGGUCCUCGCACGACUAUUAAAGCGAAACAGCUGGAAACUUUAAAAGCUGCUUUUGCAGCUACGCCUAAACCUACACGUCAUAUCCGAGAGCAGCUGGCUCAGGAAACAGGACUGAACAUGCGAGUAAUACAGGUAUGGUUCCAGAACCGCCGUUCGAAAGAAAGACGUAUGAAACAACUUAGUACCCUCGGAGCUCGACGCCAUUUUUUCAGAAGCCCCAGACGAGCUAUGCGGCCGAUACGACCUGGGAUGUCCCCUGAUGGACUGGACGACAGCCCUGAGAUGGUGAUAGGCCCAAAUUCUGGCUAUGGAUAUUUUUCGGACUCAGGGAGUCCUGUUGACUUUCCCUACGGAGCUCAGCCAGGGUUCUACACCUUCUUACCCAGUCAACAACCGCCUCCAGAUUCCCUAGAUUUCCCGCCGGGACCGAUGGGAAACGCCUCAGUGCCCAGCCCGCCUCCAUCCUCGAGAACUAUGGAGCAUGCGAUACCUCCUGGAGGUCCAAUGAUGCAAGGCCAACUAAACCUUGCAGCAGACGCCCCAUACCUUCAGCACCACAGCGACCUCUUGUCUCAACGUUCCAGUCCUGACUCUGUACUGAACCUACCACCUGUGCCCGAUGCUUAUGGCCCACCCAGGUCCUCUGCAGCUGAGUCCUUUCACCCGAGUCUCUCUCAUCAAUCGCUAAGUGAAACUCCCGUCUGGUGACGUCAUUUUCGUCAAGCAGAUUUUGCUUGGCUUGUCUAAUUUAAUAAAAAGUAAUAUUUCGGUUUGUUCUGAAUAAAAAAGAAUGCACUUGAUCCCCAUCCUGCUUUACAUGAGAAGAGUUGUGAAGAAAUGCCUUUCUCUCAUCAAUUACCCUAAUAUUGGUCGUUCACGUUAGGAGUUUUGUAUUUCAAACCAAA
Messenger RNA from Limulus polyphemus (Atlantic horseshoe crab), 1843 nucleotides. Its product is annotated as LIM/homeobox protein Lhx1-like. The record is from RefSeq and is a predicted model, not a curated record. Gene Ontology annotation, molecular function: RNA polymerase II transcription regulatory region sequence-specific DNA binding; DNA-binding transcription factor activity, RNA polymerase II-specific. The transcript has 6 exons. NCBI's taxonomy places the organism in Eukaryota, Metazoa, Arthropoda, Merostomata, Xiphosura, Limulidae. Bases 159 to 1646 code for a protein of 495 amino acids. Gene Ontology annotation, cellular component: nucleus. Gene Ontology annotation, biological process: neuron differentiation; regulation of transcription by RNA polymerase II.